Messenger RNA from Anopheles funestus (African malaria mosquito), 2603 nucleotides. RefSeq names its product protein spaetzle 3 (gene spz3). Bases 595 to 2304 code for a protein of 569 amino acids. Lineage: Eukaryota; Metazoa; Arthropoda; Insecta; Diptera; Culicidae. Gene Ontology annotation, molecular function: Toll binding; growth factor activity. Gene Ontology annotation, cellular component: extracellular region. The record is from RefSeq and is a predicted model, not a curated record. Gene Ontology annotation, biological process: innate immune response; regulation of Toll signaling pathway; central nervous system formation. The transcript has 7 exons.
UAUACGUUCUCACACCCAACUUGAUCUUCAAGCACCCUCCCACUCUUUACAGUUUUGCAGUGCGUCUCUCACGCAUCUCUCUCUCUCUUUCUCUCCCUUUUUUAACGUUCUCUCUCUCGACCGAUCGGACAAUUUUUACAUAAUCGAUCGGGGUGAUUCGUUUCAUUGCGCAUCGUCAGCUGGUAGUGGCAGGACGCGCGAUCGUUCCGUCUGGUUGCUUCGUCGGCAAACUCAAGCAAACAAUCAAAAGUCGCCAAACUUGGCACGCGUGUGUGCAGUUGGUGUUUCCAUUGUUGAAGUGAUAAACUCGAAUCGAUUCCAUCGGUUGUUUGAAGUGAGGAAGUUGAUGCGAAGAAGUGAUCGAGCAUAGUCUGUGGAUUUAAUUUCGAUUCUUGUCGAUCAUCAACGUCCACGUACGUGUUAAACGAAUGAUUGUGAAUGUGUAGUGCAAUGUGAUGCAGAUAGAAUGGCCUUAUGUAGUGAUUGCGUGCCUCUAAGCAUAGCAAGUACAUUGAAGAAUUUGUGCACGUGUACGAGCAAGUGUUUGAAUUGAAUAAUACAGUGCUUGAUAUAUCCGUUAGUUAAGUGUUCGCGAUGGCUUUGGUGAACUAUACGCUGCCAUUUGGCAAUAUUCAGCCCCCAACGUGGGCUACCGUAAGCCCGUUGCAAAAUCAGCAUGCAUCGGCUGUAAACAAUCUGCUGUACGGUCCCGCUGGCCAUCAAGGAGAUGAUCAGGAUUUUUACAAAAAUGCUCCAUAUGCUCCACCACAACGACAAGCAAAGCAGUCUCCUCAACAACAACAGCAGCAGCAACCGCAGCAACAUUCUAUUCAGUACCGACAAACACCCAGGAACAACUACUUGCCUCCUCCAUCGUACAUCCCGCCAAGUGCCAACUAUCCACAGGCACCCACACCACCCCCACAGACACAGCAACCACCCGGUCGGACGUACGGUGAGGGUACGUACGGGGACGGUACCGGUAAUCCGUCGAAUGCGGCGGGUGUUCCGCAGCAACCUCAGCCACCGUCUCAGCAACCCGCGUACUACGAGUACUCGUCCGGUAGCUACGCUACGCAACCUGGCCGUCCAUUUGCGGAUCAGCACGCGAACCCACAGACGGGUACCAGCUAUCGUACCAAUACUCCACAGCCGGCGGCACCACGUACGCCCGUCAAUCAGGGUGGCGCCGCCGCCGCCAACUACCCGCAGAGACCGCCCGUGUAUGCUAGCGUGGGGUCAACCGGUACCCGUACCUCGAUACAUCCGGUGCUGGAUUACGAUGAGGAGGACGAUGACGAUUACUACGACGAAGCGGUGGAGGUGACUCCUAUUGUUGGGAUCUCAGAUAACCGAAAAAACUCUCGCAUGCCAACAGUCACACCGAUCCAGGGGCCCAUAUUUAUAAAGAAUGGGACCGUACCUGUUGUGCCAUUAUUCGCGUAUCCUCAAGUCAGCAACGGAACAUUCAUCCAAAUACCGAUAUGGUGGACAGCUUUAUCCGUCGCACUCGGGCUCAGCAUUCAUGGAGAUGUCAUCAGAGGUGUUCCUUGCAUAAAGAAGUACCAUCAACUGUUCUGUCCGACGGCGGGCAAUACCUAUCCUAGUGACAAGAUUGAGAUGUUCAUCGACGAGAACAAAGCACUAAUGAAGCGAAUGUACGGUGACUUCGAGAUGGCAUCACGGUUUCCGUCGUCGUCCCCGGGGCGGAAACGUAAGCGAAGUGUACCGGGGAUGGAUCCCUACGGUGAUGAUGACGAGUUUACGCUACUGCCGGAACUGAUGGACCUGUACGGUGAGCCGGGCGGUGAGGUACGGCUCGGUGGCGACUCGUACUUCAGCAAACUGCGCAAGAAACGCCAAAAUCAGAACACUAGCGCCCGAGGUAAUACUGGUGGACGUGGCAGCGGUGCCAGUAGCGGUGGAUCUAGUGGAGGAAGUACCAAUGCACGCCAGACGGCAACUCCAGCCAACGGGAAUGGUGGCGGUGGAGGUGGCGAAUCCAACACGGGCAGGGUUGAUGCCUGCGAGUCGAAGAUCGAGAUAGUGACGCCAUACUGGGCGACGAAUUCCGCCGGCAAGGUGCGCGCCAUCGUCAACACGCAGCACUUUGAGCAGGCGAUCCACCAGGAAGUGUGUUCGCCCAGCAAAACCCAAACUAACCGUUGCUCCGGAGACUGUGGCUGUGAGCAGAAGUACAAAUGGCACCGAUUGCUAGCGUACGAUCCGGACAACGAUUGUAAGGGCAUCUUUAUGGACUGGUUCCUGUUUCCUUCUUGCUGCGUCUGCCGGUGCAAUCCUUAGCUCUGGAUCUCGUGAUCUUCAGGGAGACACCAAAUUGAAGAGAUUUUUCAUUGAUUCCUCUCUCCCCAUCCUCCCCAGUUAGUAGACACCUUAUUACUAUAUUUGUCACAAUUCUAUUUCCAUCGUAUCUAUGUAAGCACCAGCAAAAUAUACAACGAGCGGUAUCGCUUGUUGUGUCUUCAUAAACUUCUUUUUUUAAUGCUGUAUGUUUUAAGUUUUUAAAGUACUAUCUAUCCAUUUUAUUCUGCUCUCAAGCAUAACAAUAAACGUGGAAGCUACUUACCACUAUUGAAACAUUA